Molecule: messenger RNA, 12292 nt
Organism: Hirundo rustica (Barn swallow)
Lineage: Eukaryota; Metazoa; Chordata; Aves; Passeriformes; Hirundinidae
Gene: SON
Product: SON DNA and RNA binding protein
Exons: 12
Coding region: 149-10879 (3576 amino acids)
Biological process (GO): regulation of cell cycle; regulation of mRNA splicing, via spliceosome
Molecular function (GO): RNA binding
Source: RefSeq, a predicted model, not a curated record
GGCGGGCGCCUCUCGCAUGGAGCCGGGGCUGAGGGCCCCGUGGUGAUGCAGCAGCAGCAGCAGCACCGCCCGUGUGCGGGCAGAGCCCCCUGAGAGCCGCCGCCCGCCCGGAGCACACGCGGGGCUCGGCCCCGCUCCAUGGGCACCGAUGGAAUCGCUCCCGGUCGCAGCCGCCGGCGCCGCGCCUCAGCCCGCCAUGGCCUCAGACGGUGCAAAGGUGGAAGGCCAGCCCAAUGGUGACACGAUCCCAGCUGAGCAAGCCGGGCCUUCCGAAGCCUCUGGAGCUGCUGGGAGUUGUCAGAGUGAUCAGAUAGUGCAGAAAGUAGAGGAAGUGCUCUCCGGAGCCCUCGGGACAGAACUGCAGUGCAACCCAGAUGUAGACAAAAAUACUGUGAAAAAUAGUACUCAGUCUACAAAAAGGAGCUCUACUGGUGAAGAUGAAAUUCCUAGGAAAAAAGCAAAGAAAAACAAGAAGCACAAAAGCAAGAAGAAGAAGAAAAAGAAGAAGAAAAGGAAGAAAGAGAAAAAGCAUAAAAAGCAACCAAAGGAAUCCAAGUUGAGUGCACCUGCAGGCGUGCAGCCAGCUCCUCAUUUGAUGCCAGAGCAGUCCAGCUCCCAACUGAAUGUACAGCAUGGAGUGUUUGCAGAUGCAAACCUGGCUGGCCAGGUGCAGCCAGAACUGUGCUCAAAACCAACCGAGGGGCUUGAUAAUCAAGCUUUAGGACUCGUUUCCCAUUCAGUGACUGAUUCUCAGCAAUCUACAGAAAAUCUUGGAAGUGGGGAGGGGACUUUGUGUGCAACAAAUCCUCCAUUCAAUUUAGAAAGCAUCCAGUCUAAUAUCCCAGAAAAUACUAGUCUAGAUCAAACUAGAAUUUGCACUAGCGAAGAACAAAUUCAGCAGUCCCAUGAAAAUAUUUAUCCUGUAGCUGUUAAUGCCAGUGUUGUUGAUACUGGAAAUUAUACUUGGUCCAGCAUCCCAUCUGGAAUUGCCAGUAAAUCUGAGAUUCAAAAAGAUCCAGUAGAAUCACUAAGAGGUACAGAAGUCACACUGAAAUCUCAAGGCAUUGGGGAAAUAAAAGCUUCAGAUGCAGCUCUUGAGCCUGAGACCAUGGAGGUGCUGACUUAUUCAGAAGCAUCUUAUCAGUCUGUGUCUCAGAGGGCAGCACAGGGGUUGGAAACAGCUUCAGAAUGCGUGUCCUUGGCAAGUGGUGUGACAACAACUACACCUGCAAAUUGGGCUCAUCCAAGUGCUGUGACUGUAGCUCACGUGGCUGUGGCUGGGCAAGAAGUGAAAAUUCCAGAAACAACUGAAAAAUCUGUGCACAUGGAAAAUGUGAGAAGUGUGGAGAGAUAUUCAGAACUGGGGGGCGUGAGCAGAACUUUGGAGUCAUCCCUGCAACCCUCAGUUAUAUCUGGGAGUGUGAGCGUGACACAGGGCAGCCCCGUGGAGGCUUGCAGUGUUCUGAAAGCAGAUGUACCUUUGCAGCAUCCUUUGACAGUAUCUGCAGCCACCCCUGUGGAAAUGCACGUGGAAAUGCAAAGUGCCAAAACACCUCCAGGACCAGGAGCUGUUGGAAAAAUGAAGGCUAUGGAACCAGCCAUGGGAACUGUGAAAGCUUUGGAAACAGCCAUGGAACCUGUGGGUGUUGUAGCAAAAGAUGUCACAGCAGCUCAUGAAAGUCUGCAAGGCAAAAAUGUGGAAAGUACCACCAGUUCUGCAACAGCGCUGGGUGCAUCAGGAAUGUUCCACCUACAUGGAGUCUUGACAGAAACAAGGAGUGUGGACAGAACCCAGGGAUCUGCACUUUCAGCAGGAUUGACAGGUGUGAAUGUGGUUGCAGAGGCAAAAGGAUUAAGGGCGACUUCAGAACCCACCCCAGUUGUACAGACCUUCGUUCCCCAAGCAGCUUCAGAAGUCCAGAUGGCAGAGGGUUUUAGAAGUCCACGAGCAAAAGAUUCAGAAGGUACGUCAUUGCUGAGAGAAUCAAGACCUGAGGGUGAAUCACACGUAAGAGGUUUGGCACCUGCCCUGCCUUUGCAGAAGGAAAACACACAAGGUCCAGGAGGAGACCUGAGACCAGUGGCUGUGGUGGAAGCAAAAACUUUUGCAACAGCUUCAGUGUCCUUGCAGGUGGAAGGUGUGAAAGCUUCAGAAGAAGCUAUGCAUUGUGGGACUGUUGCAAGUCCAAGACUUCCUGCCUUAGAAAGGACUCCUGAACCUAUGGUUGCAUGUGAAAGCGUGGAACCAGUUAGAGCGGCUGAGGCGUCGGCAGGGGUGAUGCCAUGGCAAGCCACAGCAGAGAGAGAACCCCUCUGUGCAAGCCAAACAGAGAGUUCCGUCAUCGCACAGGCACAGGUCACGACACACACAGGAACCUCACAAACUGAGGUGCUGAGGGAGAGAAAGGAUUCAGAACACGCUCCGGAAGCAGAGACAAGGAGCAGAGAAGCAAUCCUAGAACCUGUGCAAACUUCAGAAAUCAGUUCAAAAUCUAUUCAGGAGCAAAUAGUAGGUCAUUCAGCAGCAGUAUUGGAGUCUUUGCCUAGAGUGGAAGAAAACAGUAUGACAUCAGGAGUACCAGCAGAAUUGACGGAUGUGCAAACUCAGGGAUCUGCUGUAGAACGUGAAAUUGCAGCAAGGAGGACCAGCACACAAAUAAAUGAGCCCUCAGAAAUGGAGAAAGCAAAGUGUCUGGAGCCAACAUCAGAAGCUGGAGGAGUGAGGUGGUUGGAGAGCACAAAAGAGUCUGCAGCAGUAGAGGUGAAAGGUUCUGGAACAGGUGAAGAGCUUGAGGUACCCAUGGGUGAUGCUUCAGCAGCUGUUCCAGAAUACUUGCACGCUGAAAAGCAACAAGAGCUUCAGGUUGUUCUAGAAGCAAAAACUGCUGCAGAAUGGAAGAGUUCUGAAGAGGCUCCAGAAAUCUUGGGUGCUUCUGAAAUAAAACCUGCUGAAGCAGUUCCAAAACCAGGGGAUGUAAAAGGCCUGGAAACCACACUGGAACGUGAAGUGACAGCCGAGGUACAUUAUGCAGAAGGAGUACAGAGUCAACAGGUGGAGGAUAUGGUGAUUGAGAAGGAAGAUGUGGAGCAGGCUCAAACAUCUGAGCCUUUGGCAGCAGAAACAGUUUUUAGUUCUUCACAUGCUACAGAGGAAGAAGUUGCAGCAGGGACUUCUGUAGCAGAAACACAAGAUUUGGAAACAGCUCCUCGAACUGAUGUAGAGCGAAAAGAAGCAGAAGCAGCAGUAGGGUUGGAGGCAGAGACAAAAGAUUUGGAAGCAGCUCCAGUACCUGAUACUGAUGCAGAAGCAGGUCCAGAACCUAUAGAGGAAGGCCAGCUGGAAGACACUCCAGAAGCUGAGGAUGUCAAAGAAGCAACUCCAGAAGAGGACUCAGAGAAAAGAGACUCAGAAACAUCUGAUGUACAACCUGAUGUGGCGGCACGAAUGAAGGAGACUCUUAUGAGGCUUGAGAAUGUAAUUGAAAAAAGUAGUCAUAGAACCAGUGAGAAAAAACAUGAUUCAAAGAAACAGAAAAGAAGCCGUUCCAAGUCUCAGUCCAGGUCUAGGAAGCGGAAGAAAAAAUCAAGGUCACGUUCUACUUCCAGGCGCUUGACCUCUAAAAGAGCACGUUCUAGGAGCAGAAACUAUUCAGUUUCCAGAAAAAAGCAUUCCAAAUCUAGGUCCCGAUCUGUGGAGAAGAGAGAGAGAAGGGUGUCUUCCAGGCGGUCCAGGCGCAGACGUUCUAGGUCAUCUGACCGGUACAGGUCUAAAUCCAGAUCAGCAGAAAAGAGAUUGUCCAGACGGAGACGUUCCAGGUCUUCUGACCACUACAGGUCUAAAUCCAGGUCUGUGGAGAAGCGACUGUCCUCCCGAAGGUCUAGACGCAGACGUUCCAGGUCAUCAGACCACUACAGAUCCAAGUCCAGGUCAGCGGAAAAGCGGCUGUCCUCCCGAAGGUCCGGGCGCAGACGUUCCAGGUCUUCUGACCGCUACAGAUCCAAGUCCAGGUCAGCAGAUAAGCGAUUGUCCUCCCGAAGGUCCGGGCGCAGACGUUCCAGGUCGUCUGAUCGCUACAGAUCCAAGUCCAGGUCAGCAGAGAAGCGAUUGUCGUCCCGAAGGUCCGGGCGCAGACGUUCCAGGUCAUCUGAUCGCUACAGAUCCAAGUCCAGGUCAGCGGAGAAGCGAUUGUCCUCCCGAAGGUCCGGGCGCAGACGUUCCAGGUCGUCCGACCGCUACAGGUCUAAGUCACGGUCAGUGGAAAAGAGAUUGUCCUCCUGGCGAUCCCGCCGCAGACAUUCCAGGUCCUCUGACCGUUCAAAAUCUAGAUCCAGGUCUUCAGAAAAGGGAGGAGGCAAAGAAUACUCCUGGAGGUUCAGACAUCGGUCUGGUUCCUCUGAUCGUUCAAAAUCCAGGUCAAGAUCUGUUGAGAAAAGAGGUCGGAAGGCAUCUGUACGGAGGUCCAAACGUCAGCGCUCAAAGUCCUCAGAUCGCUACAAGUCUCGGUCCAGGUCAGUAGAAAAAAGAGAUCGAAAGCAAUCAUCGCGGAAGUCUAAACGUCAGCGCUCCAAGUCCUCUGACCGGUACAAGUCUAGAUCCAAAUCAGUGGAAAAAAAGAAGGAAUCCUCACGAAAAUCCAAACGUCGACGCUCAAAGUCUUCUGAACGUUACAAGUCUAGAUCUAGGUCUGUCGAAAAAAAGCGCAAGGAGUCUUCAAAAAAAUCCAAACGGAAACGUUCCAAGUCCUCUGACAGCGUUAAGUCAAGGUCCAAAUCUGUAGAAAAAAAAGAUAAAUUAUCCUCAGCAAAGUCCAGCAGCAAGCACGUGGAGUCUUCUGAACUUCAGGAGUCAGCCAAAGGUCUUGAUAAAGAUGUUCCUCAAUCUUCUUUUGGAAGUGAAGAUAAAUCCUCUAAUGGUCCUACAUCAGCUGCUUUGUCUGAUGAAGGAGUAAAUGGCCCAGUGCUGCCACCAUCAUUUGGAGGUGGAUUUUCCAAAACUUCAGAGAACCUUGAGGAAAGCUCCUCGUCUGCUGAAAAAGCGGAUCUGCAGCAUUCUGCCACAUCUGAAUUUGAUGCCUCCGAAACCCCAGAUGACCAGGAAUUGAGAUCCACAUCUGUGGAAAAAACACAGGAUUCAGAGCUGCCUGUAACAUCUGAAAAUGGAUCAACUGAAAAAGCAGCAGCUCUGGAGUCUUCACUGCUGCCUGAACUUCCAUACUCCACAUCCAAAUCAAGAUCCUCAUCUGUUGAAAAAAGGGGAGAUCUAGAAACUUCUUCAGUAGCAGAAUUCCAUCUCUCUGCAUCCCGUGAAGAUGAGUCUCGAACUGCACCUCUCAAAGAAGUAGAAGGUCCAGAGCUUCCUCCAGGACUGAAAAGAGACAUGGAAGUUCAGUCAUCUUCUCGCCUGUCUGAAGAUGGGGUCUCCAACUUGUCUGAUGGUCACGAAUCACGGCAUAUCCCUGAACAUGAGCCUUCCCAGCUGGCUGACAGCCCUGGAGCAGUGGAAGCUCAGAGGCCUUUCCUGCCACCUGAAAUGAUCCGCCCUGUCAUCCCUGAUGGCUAUGAGUCAGGCCAGAUGCAGGAGCCUUCUCUGGCUUCUGACAGUGGACGCUUCAUGUCUCCUGAUGGACAUGGAUCAGGAUCCAGCUUUGCUGCACCAAUAGAGGAGCAUCCAUUGUCUGCAGGCGAGUCCUUUAAGUCACCACAUGGAAACGAACAAAGAUUUUUAUCAGUUGAAAAAGUCAAGACUCCAGAUGUUUCCCUGACAUCUGUGUGUGGUUCUGUUGAGGUGUCUGCUGACCUCAUUUCAGUGUCUUCUUUUGAAGUUCAUGAGUCCAGAUCAUCUGUUGACAAAGGUUUAGAUGGUCCAACACUUCCACAAGUGCUUGAGGUUGACUGCUCCAGGUCUUCGGAAAUGCACGAAUCAAGGUACCUAACUGGAAAAAUAGACGGUGCAGGAUCUUUGGUGAUGUCUAAAAGUGGGAUCCCCAUAUGCCACGAUGGCCACAAAACAAAGUACAAUUCCUUUGAGCAAACAGAGAGUGCAGAGCUGUCGGUGGCAUCUGAGCUGCGGUGUUCCAUCUUCCCUGAGGGCUAUAAAUUGACAUCUGCUGCAGCUGAAAAAGUGGAGAUCCAGAAGCCUCCUCUCUCACUGGAAAGUGGCUUCUCCGUGUCUGCUGAUGGUUGUGACUCGGUGAGCACACCUGAAAAACUACAGCCCCCAGUGACGGCUGUGGCAUCAGAAGGUGGGAUUCUGCUGUUGCCCGACAAUCACGAACUGAGGCCCAUCCCUGCGGAAAAAGCAGAGGUGCUGAAUUCAUCUGAACUGAAACACCUGGCAUCCCCUGAUGGCUACAAGCUGAGAUCUGCCUACAGUGAAGAAACACAGGUGCACGAGCCCUUUCUGAUACUGGAAGGCAGGUGUUCUGUGGCCUCCGAUGGUCAUGAGUUGGCAUCCACCCCUCUUGAAAGAGCUCAGGAGCCUUCUCAAGUGUCUGAAAAUGAGUACACGAUAGGACUUGAUGGCCCGGAGUUGACAUCGACCCCUGCUGAAAAAGCGGAGCUGCGGAAGCUUUAUCAGAUGCCUGAAGAAAGAUGUAUGGAGUCCAUCGAGGGCCGGGACCUGCGAUCACCCUCUGCUGAAAAGACGCAGGUGCAACAGCCUGCUCUGUUGUCUGAAAAUGACCAUGCCGUGUCCUGGGUAGGCCAGGAGGUGAGUUGCAGCUCUUCUGAGAAGGCAGAGAUGCAGGAAGAGGCUGUGGUUCCUGACAGUGCUGUGUCUUCUGGAGAUCACAGAUUGUCGUCUUUCUUGGCUGGAAGACCAGAAGUGCAGGAGUGUUCUCUGCUGCCUGAAAAUGAACAUGCUGAGUCUUCUGAGGGCCAGGAGGUGAUGGCCAGCCCUGCUGAGAAGGAGGUGCAGGAGCCUUCUCCAACACCUGGCAGUGAAUAUUCCAUCUUCCGUCAAGGCCAAGUACUGCAGUCUGGCCUCACUGAAAGCAUAGCAGUACAGGAGCCAGUGCUGGUCCCAGACAACCAAUACGCCUCAUCUCCCAAGGGGCAGGAGCUGCUCUGUGCUUACACUGAAAAAGCGGAGGUGCAGGAGUGUUCUUUGCUGUCUGAAAACGAGUACGAUGCAUCCCCCGAAAGGCAUCAUUUGGGAUCCAGUCCUGUUGAGAAGGAAGACUUGGAGGAACAUUCUGAAGCAUCUGAAAGUGAAAGUUCAAUAUCCACCGAUAGCCAGGAGGUGCAGUCUGCUGUUGCUGGAAAACCAGAGGUACAGGAGUUGUCCUCUGAAGGUGAAUGUCCCAUGACCCCUGAAGGUCAGGAGCUGCAGUCCAGCCCUGCUGAAAGAGUAGUAGCCAGGGAACCUUCUCUGACAUCUGAACAUGCUCUGUCACCUGAAGAGUACAGGUCAAGAUUGGCACGUGCUGAGAAAACAGAGGGUGUGGAUUCUGCUUUGACAGCUGAACAUGACCAUCUCCUUUUUGAGAGCCAGGAGGUGAGUUUCACCUCUGUUCAGAAAGCAGAUGUGCGGGACCAUUCUCCAACACCUGAAAAUGAACAUGGAGCAUCCCCUGACGGGCAGGAGUUAACAUUUACCACUGUUGGAAGAGUAGACUGUGUUGAACCUUUGGCACUGAAUGACAGAGCCUCGAUGUCCCCUGAUGACAGUGACUUGAAAUCCAUCCCGGUUGAAAAACUGGAUCAUGCGAUGCCUUCUUUCAUGCCUGAAGAGCGCCCGGUGUCUCCUGAUAACUGCAGUGUGAGAUCGGGCCCUGGUGAAGAAACGGGGGAUCUGGAGCGCUCUUCGAGAUCUGAGCGUAGAUACUCCACAUCCUCCUAUCAGGAAGGUCAUGAGCCAAAGUCUCCCAUGGAGGAGGAGGGUCUGGAGUCCUCUGUGACUUCAGAACAUAGACGAUCCGUGUCUCCUGAGGACCAUGACCAGAAAUCUAUUGCAGAUGAAGAAACUGAUGACCUGGAGAGGCGUUCCACUUCCCCUGACGAGCACGAGUCAAGAUCUAGUGAAGAAGCAGAGGAACUGGAGCAGCCUUUGACAACAGAACGUCGGAGCUCUGAGUCCUCUGAUGAGCACGAGUCAAGGUCAACCACUGGAGAAGAGGCAGAGGAUGCAGAGACCUCCUUGGCAGCUGAAAGAAGAGACUCCAUAUCCUCUGACGACCGUGAGUCUGCUGCAGGGGAAGAUGUAGAAGAUGGGGAGCCCUCGACCACUGAACGUAGACACUCCACAUCUUCUGAUGACCGUGAGUCGAGGUCUACAGCUGAUGAAGAAGCAGAGGAUUUGACAGCUGAACAUCGCUCUGUGUCUCCUGAUGGACGUGAGUCAAGGUCAACCGUUGGUGAGGAAGCAGAGGACCAGGAGCUCUCUUUGACAGCUGAGCGUAGACAUUCCACAUCUUCAGAUGAACAGGAGUCGAGGUCUACUGCUGGUGAAGAUGCAGAGGAUGUGGAGCCCUCCUCGGCAGCUGAGCAGAGAGAUUCCACCUCAUCAGAUGAGCAAGAGUCGAGGUCUACUGCCGGUGAAGAAGCUGAGGAUGUGGAGCCUCUGACAGCUGAACACAGACGUUCCGCAUCCCCUGAUGGGGCUGAAUCGAGGUCUACCACUGCUGAAGAAGAAGGAGAGGAUGCAGAGCCCUCCUUGACAGCUGAACAAAGAGAGUCCACAUCGUCAGAUGAGCAUGAGUCGGAGUCUUCCAGUGGUGAAGAGGAGGGAGACGAUGCGGAGCCCUCUUUGGCAGAUGAGGAAAAGCAGGAUUCCAUGCCUCUUGAGCAGUCGGAGGAACAGGACUCUUCCUUAGUCCCUGAAAGCAGACGUUCUGAGUCUUCCGAACGUGAAAAAUCCAGAUCCAAAUCUGUCGAUAAAGCAUCUGACAAAGAGUCCCCGCAGAGAUCCGUAAGCAGACACUCAAAGUCUCCUGCUCGCCAGAAGAGUCGAUCCACAUCCGUAGAAAAACCAGCGGACAAAGAGUCCGUGCGGAGGUACAGACGGAGAUGCUCCAGGUCCUCGGCUCACCAGAGGAGCCAGUCGACAUCUGUAGAGAAAACCGUAGACAAGGAGUCCUCACGCAGGUCCAGGCGGAGACGCUCCCGGUCCGCUGCUCGCCAGAGGAGCCAGUCCAAAUCUGUGGAGAAAGCAGCAGACAAGGAGUCGUCGCGCCGGUCCAGAAGCCGACGCUCCAGGUCCUCCCAGCGCAGGUCCAAGAGAUACGACACAGACUCGCGCUCCAGACGGAAUCGCUCCAGGUCAGCAACGCGGAGAAGAGCGUCCAGAUCUCGGUCCAGCUCGUUGUCACGUUCCAGGCACAGGAGGAGAAGCAGGUCGAGGUCGGCAUCACGAAGGCGGCGUUCCUUAUCCAGAGACAGGCGCAAGAGGUCGCAGAGGAACAGGUCGAGGUCUACUGACAGAAGGAGGAGAAGAUCCGACUCCAGAGACCGUAGGAUAUCGCUCCGAUUGCGGAGCAGGAGCCGGACCCCUCUUCGCCAGAGGCGGUCGCGAUCCAGGGGAAGGAGACGGAGCUCCAGCAGAUCCCCGAUCCGGCUGCGGCGCUCCCGGUCCUCGGGGAGGAGGCGCUACAGCAGAUCCCCCGACCGCCGCAGGUCCAGGUCCUCGGACUUCUCCAGCAGAUCACCCAAACGUCUUACAGACCUGGACAAGGCCCAGCUACUUGAAAUCGCCAAAGCCAACGCAGCGGCCAUGUGCGCCAAGUCCGGCGUGCCCUUACCCCCGAGCCUGAUGCCUCUGCUGUCCCAGAAGAAGGAUGACAAAGCCAACCAGAAGUCCUCGAGGGACACCCUGAAGGAGCUCACUGAGAAAUGCAAGAAGAUUGCUCAGAGCACUGAUGAUGUGAUAGUGAACAAGCCUCACGUGUCUGAUGAAGAGGAGGAAGAACGUCCUUUCUACAACCAUCCUUUUAAGCUGAGCGAACCCAAACCUAUUUUCUUCAACUUAAGUACUCCCAGCAUAAAGCCAGCACCACCACCCCAACCAAAAAACCAGGUGAUCCUGUCCAAGGAAUUCCCUGUUUCCUCUGGGUCUCAGCAUAGGAAGAAGGAGGCAGACAGCGUGUACGGAGAGUGGGUUCCCGUGGACAAAAACGGCAAAGACGACGGCAAGGACGAUGUUUUCCCCAAGCCGGCCAUUGAGUGCGUGGACAUAACCACAGCCAUGAACGACAGAGCCAUGGCCCAGAAAAGGCUCAAUGAGAACUCCUUUGACCUGGAGGCCAUGUGCAUGUUGAACCGGGCACAGGAGCAGAUCGACGCCUGGGCUCAGUCCAACUCCAUCCCCGGGCAGUUCACGGGCAGCACCGGAGCACAGAUCCUGUCCUCGGACGAGCUCACCAACAGCGGGCCCCAGGCGUGGAUUCGAAAGGAUCAGUUCUUAAGAGCAGCCCCUGUAACUGGAGGAAUGGGAGCUCAGCUGAUGAGGAAAAUGGGCUGGAGAGAAGGAGAAGGGCUUGGGAAGAACAAGGAAGGCAGCGUCGAGCCCAUCAUGGUGGAUUUUAAGACAGAUCGAAAAGGGCUCGUUGCUGUGGGAGAGAAGGCCCAGAAGAGGUCCGGCCAUUACGUGGUGAUGAAGGAUCUUUCAGGGAAGCACCCGGUGUCUGCGCUGAUGGAGAUCUGCAACAAGAGGAGGUGGACGCCCCCCGAGUUCGUGCUGGUGGACGACAGUGGGCCUGAUCACCGCAAACAUUUCAUCUUCAAGGUGAGAGUCAAUGGCAACGAGUACAGGCCCACCUUUGCCAGCCUUAACAAGAAGCACGCGAAAGCCACGGCGGCCACGGCGGCGCUGCAGGCCAUGGGACUCGUACCAAAGGAAAGCAUGGUCAAUACCACCAUGUUCAGGAGUGCCUCACACCGCUAAGCUUGGCUUUACUGGGACACUGGUUCUGAGCGUUUUACUCUGCACAAGAAAUGGUAUUUACCCCUCUCAUGUUGUAAAUACAUCGGCGAUUCCCACCUUGUAAAAACUGUACAGACACCCGCAGGUUUUUCUUUUGUACCAUCCAAAUGUAUUUAAAUCAUACUUAGUUUUUGGUAUGUUUAUAUUGUUUACAUUAGUGAUGUAAUUAUUUCUUAAACGACUAAAUCGGACGACAGACUCUGGAGGCAUCAGAAAAUCCAGACCCUUGGCCGAAGCUCCUGCAGUUCCUCUCCUGCCGGAACGUUGACCCUUUGAUACAGUUUUGUAGCGGCUGCAGAAUUCCCUGGGCUCGGGGAGGUGCUGGGCCGUGCCCAGGCUCUGCCCUCGGUGCCAGCCGUGCCCCGGACCGGAACCUGGGCCAGGAGGCCGCGGAGGUUCGGACACCGCCCGGCACGGCCUCCGUGCCCGGAGCCGCUCUUCCCAACCAGUGAAUCCACUGCCUGAUGCUGAUUGUUCGGAUUUGUGGUUCAUGUGAAUUUUAAACUCUUUAACAAAUCUACAACUGGAUUUGGGGGGAGGGAGGGGGUUAGAAUGACGCUUCAGUUGUUGUACCCAACUUGGUCAAUAAAGCAGCACAAGUUCAUAAUCUUCACCCCUGGUCGGUAAAGAGUAAUUCCGACGGAUGCCGAGCCUGGAGACGGGAAUUUAAACACGCCAAAAUGCCUUCUGCAAGAGACACCCACGACACAGAAGUGGCUUUGUGAGGCUUCUCGACAGCCCGUGGGACGGCAGGAGCAGGUCUGGUUAUUUUUGGUCGCUUUGAACUUUUACAAAAUAACUCCUUGGGAUUAAAUGUUUCCAGUAAGGAUCCUCGGCCCUCAAGGAGCCCUGUCCAGAGCUUGGGCAGUUGAACAGCGGAGAGGAUGUAGAAAGCUUUUCCUGCUUUUUAUUUUCUGUUUUAUUUAAGAAGCAUUCUUUGAUCUGCGUGCACGUGGGAUUGGAAGGGGCAGCGCACCCCCCCCGAUGGAUCUGAGUUAGGAGCAGGUUGCCAGGAUUUCUGCACUGGGGUCGUUCAGUCGCAGACAGUUCUCUGUGAGGUGUGAACCUGAGCUGGGUCUGGGGAAAGAGCAAACCCAGCCAGGCUCCUCAGGCCUCCCGUGAGGGACCCUGGGGCCAUGGAGCUGAGGAAUUCCCGGUACCUGGAGCCGUGUGGAUCCCGUCAGUGUCACGGAUCACGGAGUCCCCUUGCUCUGCAGGGACAAUGGUUGGUGUUUUCCUGUGCAGCAGAGAAUUGGGGUUGGUUUGGAGACAGAAAAAGCCCCUCGGAGUCUGUCCAAGCGCUCUGGAAAUGCUUCGGUUGAUCUUCAUUUCAUGGACGUUGUUGUCUUGAAUUAAACUUUUUUCCCUUUGGCA